GUCGUUUGCUGUGCUCUUCCCACGCAAUCUCGCUGCUUUGCGCGCUGCGUCGCGCGCUGCUUCACGCGCCGAUUGCCUGCUUUGCCCCUGACGCCUGCUUGCGUUGGUCGCUCACUCACGUAAACAAUCAGAGGCAGUGGGAAGAGCAACAGUCGGUGCGUCCAAGAUGAAACCAAUGGCCUGGAUGAAAGCAGUCCCUGCACAGAGAGGGGUGAACAAAGGAUGAAGGCAAAGGUGGUGCAAGGUGGGACGCAACUUGUGUGUGUGUGUGUGUGCUGCCCCUUUGGCGCAACAAAGGCCAACCUUGCCUUUGGGAUGAAAGGGCUGGCUUCGCGCUCGUUGGACCACCACGCAACGAUCACCACAUGCAAAGGUCGCCAUAAUUUUGUGCUGUCGAAGGACCAGUCAGGCUGACGAAACCAACUCGCUCGCGAUGCUGCUGAGCGGGAAGAGUGUGCUCGUGACUGGGGCGUCCUCAGGCAUUGGCCUGGCCACUGCUCGCGUACUCGCGCGCGAGGGCGCAAAGGUCUGCGUCACUGGUCGUGACAAGCGGGCCCUCAAGGCCAUUGCAAACGAGAUCAAAGCGCCUUUCGUGGUGGCAGACCUCACCAAGGAUGGAGAGUGUGAGCGCACCGUCGCUGAAGCAGUGAGUGCGCUGGGCCAGGUGACGUCGCUGGUCAACUGCGCGGGCGUGCUGCGCGGCGGCGCCAUCGGCACCCCUGCGUGCGACAUCAACAACUACCUCGACAACUUCAACAUCAACACACGCACCGUCUUCGAGAUGAUCCACCACGCUGUGCCACACCUCAAGGCUGCGGGCGCCACAGCCAACCCCUGCAUCGUCAACAUCACCAGCGUCAACGGCAAGCAGAGCUUUGGCGGCUGCGCCAAUUACUGCGCCAGUAAGGCGGCUGCGGACAUGCUGACGCGCUGCGCUGCUGUUGAUCUGGCACCGUUUAACAUUCGCGUCAACAGCGUCAACCCAGGCGUCGUCAUGACAGAGCUCCAGAAACGCGGAGGUUUGACGGACACGGCGUACAGAGACUUUGUGCAGCGGAGCAUUGAGGUCACGCAUCCAAUCGCAGCCGCUCGCGGCAAGGUUGGGCAGCCCGAAGAAGUGGGGGACCUGAUUGCGUUCCUGCUCAGCGACAAAGCCACCUUCAUCACGGGCGAGUGCAUCGCCAUUGAUGGCGGACGCCAGUGCCUCGGUGCUCGUUGAUGCCCGUGCACACAUGCACCCGGCCACGAUAUUGCCCUUGUCGUGCUGUCAUCGUCGUCGUGUUGCUGCGCUGGUCACCGUUGAGCGCACUGCGGCUGUACGUCAGCGCGUGUGUUUGGCGUGGCUUUGCCCAAUAAACAAAACACACCACCACCA
Messenger RNA from Salpingoeca rosetta, 1375 nucleotides. RefSeq lists its product as uncharacterized. Gene Ontology annotation, molecular function: oxidoreductase activity. The record is from RefSeq and is a predicted model, not a curated record. The transcript has 7 exons. Bases 434 to 1219 code for a protein of 261 amino acids. NCBI's taxonomy places the organism in Eukaryota, Choanoflagellata, Craspedida, Salpingoecidae.